Paramecium sonneborni is the source of this 1084-nucleotide messenger RNA. The record is from the annotation of a GenBank genome assembly. NCBI's taxonomy places the organism in Eukaryota, Ciliophora, Oligohymenophorea, Peniculida, Parameciidae.
AUGAAUAAGAAUAAUAGAAAUGAAGAAUUAUUAAGAGAAUAAUAUUGCAAGACUUAAGCAGAAAGAAUUCUAGAUUAACAACUAUUUAAAAAGACUAAAGUAAUUAAAUGUAUUAAUUUAGGGUUAACAAUUACAUUAAAUGGAAAAAUAAAUAUAUGGUGAUUAAAAUAAAAAAGUAAAAACUCAAGAAAUUCAACAAAAAGAAUAAAUGAGUUGUUAAUAAGCAAUGAGUUGUGUUUUAAAAUAUCUCAAUAAUGAGAAUAAAAUAUUAACUGCUUUGAAUAAAAUUAAGUUAUUAAUUAAGGAAUUUUAAAACAAAUUUUAUGAUUACCAUAUACUUUAAAUUCUUUAUUGUUUAUCAACAACAAAGUACAAAUUUAAAUAACAUGAAUGUGAUUAAUUGGUAAUUGAAAUCUUUGAUAUUUGUAAUAUGUCCAAAUACAUUUAAACAAUUGAUAUAUUAAGAAUAUAAUUGAAUAUCAAAAUCAAACUCUAAACUGAUGAUACAUACUAAUUUAACAAUGUACUAAAAGAAUUAAAGAAAAUAAUUGAUGAUUUAAAAGUUCAUUAAGAAAUAUAACCUAUAGAUAUUGUAUUACAAAACACAGAGUAAUAAAUUGAUGUAUAUGAAUAUGAAAUCCUACCUGAUUUUGAAUAAUUUAUAGUAAUUAUAUCUAUUUAUAAUAGAAUAAUAGAGAAUUUUAAAUGAUAAAAAAGUAAGAGUUUAUAAUGAAUUGUUUGGAAGUAUUGAUUGAUCAAUUCAAAUAUUAAUGGGCAAAAACAAGUAUUCACACAUUUAUUUAGAAUUUAAAUUUUAAUCAAAAGUAUUGAAAUUAUUAAAUUUAAUUAGAUAGAAUUUUGAUGGAUAGUUUAAAACUUAAAUUGAUGAAAUAAUAAGUAAAAUUUAGAAUGCUAAAAUUCUUUAUACUGCUAGUAAUGAGAGGGAAAAUGCUUAAAGUGCAAAAUUAAUGUAAGAUUAUAUGAAACCAAUUCAUGAUGUUGUAGACAGUCGAGCAAUUGUAAACACAGGAGAUGGUUUGGAUUAAUGGGGUUUGAAAUAAACAGGAUUAUGAUUAUAAUUGAG